Molecule: messenger RNA, 867 nt
Organism: Aureococcus anophagefferens
Lineage: Eukaryota; Pelagophyceae; Pelagomonadales; Pelagomonadaceae
Exons: 2
Source: RefSeq, a predicted model, not a curated record
UCAGUCCCGACUCAGUUCGACCUGAGUACGACCGCGGCCCCCGGGGCCCGCCCCCGACAACCACCCCAAACGGCAGCCCCAGCCACUGUGACCCCGAAUAUGGACGCCUCCCCACCGGCUUGCCCGAACGGCGCUCCGCUGGAGGCCUCCUGCUCGGACCCGCCGGCCUGCCCGAACGGCGCUCCGCUGAAGGCUUCCUUCUCUGAGCCACCGGCUUGCCCGAACGACGCUCCACUAAAUGCCACCUGCUCGGACCCGCCAGCUUGCCCGAACGGCGCUCCGCUGAAGGCCUCCUGCUCUGAGCCACCGGCUUGCCCGAACGGCGCUCCGCUGAAGGCCUCCUGCUCGGACCCGCCCGCUUGCCCGAACGGCGCUCCGCUGAAGGCCUCCUGCUCGGACCCGCCCGCUUGCCCGAACGGCGCUCCGCUGAAGGCCUCCUGCUCUGAGCCACCGGCCUGCCCGAACGGCGCUCCGCUGAAGGCCACCUGCUCGGACCCGCCCGCUUGCCCGAACGACGCUCCGCUGAAGGCCUCCUGCUCGGACCCGCCCGCUUGCCCGAACGGCGCUCCGCUGAAGGCCUCCUGCUCUGAGCCACCGGCCUGCCCGAACGGCGCUCCGCUGAAGGCCACCUGCUCGGACCCGCCCGCUUGCCCGAACGACGCUCCACUAAAUGCCGCCUGCUCGGACCCGCCCGCUUGCCCGAACGGCGCUCCGCUGAAGGCCUCCUGCUCUGAGCCACCGGCUUGCCCGAACGGCGCUCCACUGAAAGCCGCCUGCUCGGACCCGCCGGCUUGCUCGAUCGGCGCUCCGCUGAAAGCCGCCUGCUCGGACCCGCCGGCUUGCCCGAACGGCGCUCCGCUCAAAGGC